ACACAAUCAGCUGAUGGCGGUUUCUAAUGUUGACUGCCGUGGCAAAAACAUAUUCAAUGUGAAAGAUCCUCGAUCAAUAGAUCCUGAACAGCAAGAUAUAACCCACUUUGAAGUACUUAAACGAGAAGACUGAGAUGCCAAGAUGAGCAACGCUUUGAAGGCCAAGGAUUUACUCAUGCGCGCCGUGGAAUGCGACCAGUUGGGCCGGAUCUUGGAGGCGCAAACUCUGUACACGGAGGGGAUCGCCGAGUUGAUGCAGUUCGUCAGUGGGGAACCGGAUGAAGUCAAGCGGAAGGGGUUCCUCACCAGGAUCAAGGAGUACAUGGAUCGGGCGGACGCGAUUAAGGCGCGUAUUAAUGGCAAACUAAUGCUCGGCGAGGUGGUUUCCCACGUUUCCAUCGAGGAAAAUGACACGGGCUUCGAUUACGAUCAGCUCUUCGGAAAAUACAUGGACGACAAGACAAUCGAGAUAAUGCUGGAGGAACCCUAUAUGACGCAGAACUAUCAGUAUCAGAAUCUAGUGAGAUUCUUGGAGCUAGCUGCCACAAACUGCCCAAACCUGAAGUAUUUUCGACUGAUCACCAAGGAGUACCAGGAUGCAAAGAAUCCGGAUCAGCAAAGUACAAAUCUUGGACAGAUCAAGGCAGACUUGGACCGGCGAAACGUAGCCGUCUCCAUAAAAUACGAAGACUCGUUGCACGAUCGCAAAAUCUACUUGAGCAAUGGCUUCAUUAUCAAGAUUGGGCGAGGUCUGCACUUCUACAAGGCCUCCAAUCCCAUGUAUUCCAUUGGCCUGGUCAACUACAAAUUCCGAAAAUGUCUGCAAACCGAUGUGGAUAUUUGGCGCAACAGCAGCGCAGCAUCCUAAAAAAGACAAACAAUAAUGUUUAGCUUUAAGUAAUGCAACUUCAUUUAUGCUGGCUUUUGCCAAAU
Messenger RNA from Drosophila santomea, 933 nucleotides. Its product is annotated as MIT domain-containing protein 1. The record is from RefSeq and is a predicted model, not a curated record. The coding region runs from base 143 to 868 and encodes 241 amino acids. Lineage: Eukaryota; Metazoa; Arthropoda; Insecta; Diptera; Drosophilidae. The transcript is spliced from 3 exons.